Racocetra persica is the source of this 658-nucleotide messenger RNA. The record is from the annotation of a GenBank genome assembly. NCBI's taxonomy places the organism in Eukaryota, Fungi, Glomeromycota, Glomeromycetes, Diversisporales, Gigasporaceae.
UAUGGAACAACGUUUACGAUAUACGUGCUCGGCAAAUUAGAGACAAUAACUGGAAAAGAAACAAUUCGUGAGGUAGUCAAAAACGAUGAUCUUAGUUUUUAUGAUAGUCCUGAUAUGAAUCCUACCAGUACAUCUCUUAAAAUAGUGAAAAAGCUCGUCAUAACAAACGUAAAGCAUCUUAUAAGUAGGUUACAACGAUCUAUUACAAAUCAUAUAGAUACCUAUAUUGGCGAAUGUGUUGAACCAAAGGUUAUUAGUGACCCAUAUGAAUUUUUAUAUACUAUGAUUUCGGAAUUAGCUGCUAAUAUUAUUGUUGGUGAAGAAUGUUGUCAAUAUGAAGAUAUUUUAGAAACUUUUAGAAAUUUAACUUAUUCAGUUAUAAGAAUUUUUUUUGCACCAAAAUUAUUAUUCUUUAUACAUCCCUGGUUUCAUAAACAACUUAUAAUAUUUCCUUUAAGGUUUAUUUCAAACCAUAAAGACGUAAUUAUCAAUCGUAUCAAACCAAUUAUCAAAAAACGCCUUGCAAUUAAAAAGAAAUUAGGCGACGAUUGGGUUGCUCCUGUAGAUGCACUACAAUUUUUAUUAAACGAGCCCUUUAUAGCUCCAGAUGUCGAUCCAAAUAAUGCACGUCUUAUUCGUACUUCACAUCUUUUACAAG